Messenger RNA from Aspergillus candidus, 1084 nucleotides. RefSeq lists its product as uncharacterized. Bases 51 to 857 code for a protein of 268 amino acids. The record is from RefSeq and is a predicted model, not a curated record. The transcript has 2 exons. NCBI's taxonomy places the organism in Eukaryota, Fungi, Ascomycota, Eurotiomycetes, Eurotiales, Aspergillaceae.
ACCAUAACACCUACAUACAACAUACCUCACCUACGCACAAUCCAAGCAAAAUGCCCACCCCACACCCAAUCCCCCGCUUCCUCCUUCCGGGGGGGUUACGCGGAAUACUACCCAGAAGAAGCCCUCUCAGCAUACGCAACAACCCCCGCGCCACCUUCACCACCUCCAAGAGCACCAGCAACACGAACGACCCCAAACGCACCCUCUCCCAGCCCGACAAAUUCCGCCCGCCCUCGCACCCCGCCCGCCGCGUCGUCCAAACGCGCAACGGCAAGGUCCAGACGCGCGAACCAGUCAACUACCCAGGCCCGAAGCUAUCCGACAAAGAGCGCGAGGCGCAGAAAAACAAACAGUAUCCGCAUAUGUUUCCGCCGGAGGGAACGGUCAUGUUCAAGUUUCUGACGAGUCGGUGGAUUCAUAUUUGGAUUGCGAUGGGCGUCCUAACAACCCUCGCAACAUUCACCUUCACCACCAACUUCCGCCAAUCCUCCCCCUUCGCGCACCUGCUCCCCGCAUGGUCCGACCUGCUGACCUCACCAUUCUCGACCGUGUCGCGCGCGAUGAGUGUAUUCCGGAUGCACGUGCAGCAUACGUCUGUGCAGACGCGCGAGAAGCGCAUGCAGCGGGUUGAGGAUGCUGAGAAGAGGAGGCAGUAUCGGGUUGCGCAUGGGUUGGAGGAGCCGGCUACGCCGCAUACGAGCGAGGGCAAGGAUGGUGAGGGUCAGGAUGUGGAUGAGCAGUCGCCUGUUGCGCAGGAGGGAGGUGUUGGUUCUGGGCAGGGGCAAGUGAAGGAUGGGGAGUAUGUGGAUUGGGAGGGGAAGAGGAGGCCUGUUAAGAAGUGGUUAGGGAUUUGGUGAUCUCCUUCUUUCACUUUUACUUUUAUUCUAUAGACUUGACGGGUGUCUUGGAAGCAAAGGAGGAUUUGGGGGAUGAGGAUGUAAGAUAGCGAAUGGUUCAACGAGGAUGAGGACUGUAAGAUAGAGGAAUGGUGAAACGAGGAUGUCAGAUGAAGAUUAUGGAUGAGAUGAAGUGUAUAUUAGAUGUCAUGUCUGUUGUUUCGUAUGAUCUAUGUAUUAUGUACAGC